UCUUGGGCAGGUAGGGAGGUUGAAAGAAUGUGUGUUACGAGUGUGAGGAACGCGGAUUCAAGGGGGAAAAGCGACCCGAAACGGCAAGUCGCCUGGCUCGUGAUGAAGCCGGCCCACAAACAAAACUCGGCGCUCGUGAAAGGAAAUGUAGGUCGGAUCGGAUGAAAGGAGAUGUCCACUUGCCUAAUCGAUUAUACGACAUGGUUGCUUAGUGCUCACGGAGCCGACUGACUGAAACACGACGACGGGCUGGGUAUCUAUCGAAGAAAUGCGCCAAACGGCCCAACUGCAAAAUGCAAAGACACAACCUGUAAAUGCUCGGUUGGGGAUGUCCGCGCUCUGUCCAACGAAGAAGGAAGAGAUUCCCGAUUCGGACGGCUUAUGGUGUCUCAGACUGUCAAAUGCCAGGGAGCUGCCCGUUUGUCCCGGCGUUGGAAUGUAAGAGUGUCGUUGUGGAUGUGGAUGUGGUGGGUGUGGGUGUGGGUGCGGGUUGGAUGUAUCAAAGUCGCCGCCGUUGCUUGGCUCUCUCUGCCUUGUCGCAGCCGCGCGGCCGCAGUCUGACAACCCGAGGAGUCGUUGAUCGGUUGGCUGUGUUUCGAGGCGCCUCCUUUUUGCGCGCGGCCUUCUUCUGUGCGUCUCGCUCGGAUUUGUUCCUUUGUUAUGGAGGUAUGGUAUGGUAUGUGGGCAACGUUCUUCGUAGGUAUCGACCACGGGACUGCACCGCAGACAACGCUCCCUAUGCGCCGGGCUUUGUUAGGCCGUCUCUCGAUCGGUCGGUUUGCGGCGGGUUCGGGGUUGGUUUGCAAGCGCUGGGCUAUGCUUUGGCGCUGUCGCAACGGGUUGACUGGCGAGGAGAGUCGAACAGCUGGACAAAAGUCGCGGUUUCAGCCUGUCGAUUUUCCAACCAGGAGUCGGCAGCUCGAUGGACGGCAAGCAGGGAUCCUGAGGGGCCCGGCGAAUGAAGGGGCGGUGCUUGCCGGGAAGAUGGCAGGUUGAUCGUGGUGUUUCAGUGCUCGAUUGGGGCAGGUGGUGACGUCGCACGGCCUACGGCACUGUUCAUUGGGUGUGGGGGUGUCCUUCAGGGGGGCGGUAUCAGAGCCAAAAAGCCUGUUCGGUUGCUGUGGGGUUUUUGGGUCCGAACUUUGUGUUUUGCUGCCCACCAAAGAUCGACAAAUAUUGAAUUUCUCAGAUUCUCAGAUGCGGCAAUGCGGGGGAAUUCGUCAAUUUGACAACCACCCCAAA
Molecule: messenger RNA, 1242 nt
Organism: Chaetomium fimeti
Lineage: Eukaryota; Fungi; Ascomycota; Sordariomycetes; Sordariales; Chaetomiaceae
Exons: 1
Coding region: 315-962 (215 amino acids)
Source: RefSeq, a predicted model, not a curated record